This is a messenger RNA of Lathyrus sativus (Indian pea), 666 nucleotides long. Lineage: Eukaryota; Viridiplantae; Streptophyta; Magnoliopsida; Fabales; Fabaceae. The record is from the annotation of a GenBank genome assembly.
AUGGACAAGCCAUCACGGGAUGAUCAUUGGAUCAUCCUUUUGAGAAUGAACAUGACACCCCAGGCCAAUCUGUGUCUCAUAUCCGACCGACAUCCAUCUAUCAAGAGUGUUUAUGAUGAUCCUGAAAAUGGAUGGCAAUAUCUUCCAUCUUCACAUGUUUACGAGGCCAUGUUUGGACAAAAAUGCUGGCGUCUGGUCAACCUUUCAUGGAUAACUGUAAUAAGGGAAUGGCUGAAGAAGCGAGUAAAUCUAGCAGACAUAAUGUCAUCCAAUUUGAUUGCGAGAUAUUCUAUUUUAUGGUGGCCAAAAGAAUUAAUCAGAAAGAUGGCCGACCAUUGGGUACUUUCGACAUUGAUCUCAACAUGUACUAGUAUACGCCAGGACCACACCAUGUACAUACCAGAUGUUUUCAAGAUUUUUAGUGUUUUUAAAAUCUACAAGGAAAGCUUCUUUGAACUUCCACACCAUGAAAACUGGCAAACAUAUGAAGGAUAUACUCUUUUCCAUGAUGAGACAAUGCGAAGGAAGAAGAAAGGAUGCCCAAAUAGUACUCAAAUUAGAACCAAAAUGGACGACGUUGAAAAAGAGAAGAGAAAAUGUGUGAUUUGUCACAAAAUAUGCCAUAUGCGUAGAAAAUGUCCAAAUAUAGCUGGCCCGUCUAGAUGA